ACGANAAAAACUUUAUAAAUUUUUUUAAACUUAUUUUGUGUUGAAAAACUGUUGGCGCAUGCGUAAGGAAAUUAUGUGGAAACACACAUUAAUGUUAGUGUGCCUCAGUGGCUGCUGCUUGGCCGGACCACUACACGGAGUCAAGCGAAAUGUGCCCAUUGUGCUGCGUGAAGAAGAAGCCGAAGUGGAGCGUCCCGCACCUGAGCCACUUGCGCCCGAGUACCCCGAUAUGCCGUCGACACUGACCUUGCCCAGCAAUGCCACAUCGAUACGUGCCGACAUCACCGACAACUUUUCCUGCGAUGAUAAAGUCUAUGGUUAUUAUGCGGACGUGGAGAAUGAAUGCCAGAUAUUCCACGUCUGUUUGCCGGUGACGUACGCUGACGGCAAAGAGAAUACAUUCCGUUGGAGUUUCAUCUGUCCCGAAGAGACGGUGUUUAGUCAAGACUCAUUUACUUGCAUGCGCCGUGAGGAUAUGGCCAUUACAUGCGAAGAAUCUGUGAACUACUACGAACUAAAUCGCAACUUUGGUAUGAGCGAAGAUCAGAAUGCCAACUCCAACAACGUACGACCAAGCGCAGAGCAAGCGGAGGCAGCAACGCCAGCAGAAUCAGUCGAGCCUGCACAGCAAAAUGUCCAACAAGCCGCUGCGCCUCAAGAGCCAACACAAGCAGCUGCCGCUCCUGCUCCUCCACAACCGAAACCAGUGAAAGAAAAGCCUAUCAAAGUGCAGAAACCCAACCGCAGAAAGCCUCAAACAAAACCACAGCAAGACCAUGCUAUUCACCCCACCAACAAGCUGCCAGUUAUCAUGCCGCUGCGUAAGAUGCCCAAUGUGGGAGCAAAGGUGCCAGUUUCAGUGCCCGCGGAAGUCGUCGCCAUACACGAAGUUGCAGAUGAAUUAAAACCUGUGCCACCACGCUACAAGAAGCGUCCUGCUGUGUCCUAUAACAGCGAUAAAGAAGUCGUUGAGACGCCCGCACAGCCUUUCAAGAUUGAGGUCAUACACACCGCCAGCAAUCCCGAAUCGUUCAAGCGUAAACGUCCCACAUUUGCACACAAACAGAAUGCGGUUGUUACAAAAGUGGCUGAGCAAGCACCCGUAGUCACGAUCGUGCCUGAAGCUGAGGCAGUAGAAACGAUUGUGCCUUUGGUUAAAUUCGAAUCUAACUCGGCCGCUGUGCCAGCGCCUGAAAAAGUAGAAACCAUUACGAUUAGUGAGCCAGUAGCGCAGGCCGCCGAAGACACACCAGUCGUUGUUGUGAAACCAGCUCAAGUUGCAUUAGAUGCAGAACCGCAAGCUUCUGAAACGGAGGAGGUUAUUGUGGCGCCCGAAAAUGCAUUAAAGACAAUCGUUGCGCAACAAACUGUGCCCCUGAAAGAAGAACAGCAAACACAAGUGGCUGCUGUAGCGCCUACUGAGAUAGCCGAGUCAGUUCCAGCAGAAGAGUCAGUUAAUAUAGUACCAAUCGUGGAAGAAACCAUUAAGACUGAAGAGCCUGUUGCACCAGUAGCAGAAGAGGAAACAAAAGUCGAGGAGCCUGCGGUGGCCGAAGUUGCCCAAUUUGUGGAGACAGAAAAACAAGAAACAGCUGCUGCGCCUGUUGAAGCGAUUGAAGAGAUUCCAGCUGUAGUUUCUGAAGCAGUCGAGAGUGCACCAGAGGUGGAAAAAAUAGAAGAAGUCGCCAACCCACCAGUCGAAGCUGAGCCGCCAGCACUACCUGUACAGCCUGCGGAACCAGCCGACCAGCUAACGGGUGCAUCCGAACCCAUCGCUUUGGACGCUGCGCCUGAAUUGGUUGCUCCCAAUGAAGAUAACGAAGAAUACGUGCCCGCAUUACCCUCCCUUGAGGAGUUAGAGGAACAGAAGCCCGCUAACGCCGUUGAAACAGUGGCGGCCACACCCGAAAUGGAACAGCAAGACCCAAUAGUGGAGCAAGCUUUCGACAGUAAAGAUACCCAUUUGCAGACUGUUGGCGGUUUCAAACCUGUGGAUCCUGAAUUAGCCGCAGAGGCUGAAGCUCUUAUUUCGGACUUCAUUAACACACUGAAGAGUGGUAAUCCCAAUGCGAUACCUGAUUUGGCAGCACCGACGGAGGAAGACUCACCUGCCGAAGGCGAAGAUGCAAAAGUAGAGAUAGGAGAACAGCAACAGACUGAAGAGAAAAUCGAAAAAACGGAAACCAAACCCGAAGAAGCGCUAUCCGCACAAGAAGCAGAUACAAGCUCAUUGAAAACCGUGAGUGCCGAGCAGCCAGUGGCAGCAGCAAUUGAAAAUGUGCCACUAGUGGCAGAGAGUGCGCCAGUUAUAGAAACGGAAGAACAAAAAGACUCGCCUUUGCUUAAUUUCCCCAUCUCCAAUAGUUUCCCAGCCGACAUGUAUCAAAUUCCAGUAACAGUUAUUCAGACGCCAUACGAAGAGAUACAAGAUAUUCAAUCGGAUGUGCAAGAACCACAACAAAGUAGCGUAGAGGAGGUAAAAGCUGACGGUGCUCAGUUCGAAGCGCAAGCUCAAGCAGAAGAAGAAAAGCAGGAGGGUGUAAAAUUGCUGCCAGAAGAGACUGCGAUCACACAAGCUGAAACCGCAAUCACAGAAGAGCAAAAGGUUGAGGAUAUCCCCGCUGUUGAAGCUCAGCCCGAAGCUGUUCAGCUCGCAGUGCAGGAAGCUCAACCUGAAGAAGCUGUAGAGCCUCAACCUGACACCGUACAACCCACUCUGCCCGAACUGGUAGAAAGCGAACCUGAAGCUGAACUACCCGCAGCGCCUGUGGCCUUCAGACCCAUCAGCAUCGACGAUAUUGUCGAACUCGUGAAAGAGCGUUUAGAUCAGGUGCCUGCCGAUGAGAAGGGCGCACCCAUGGAACUGCUGAUGGAACCUGACAAUGCUGACAAGCCUGUCGAGCUGAAAUUAAGUUCGGAAAAUGGGUCAGCGGCGCAAGAAGAAUCAGCUGAACAAACACCUGCCGAGGAUAUCAUUUUUCCCAUUUAUCAUCGAGUGUCCGAGCCUGAGAGCAGCGAUAUCAAAGCGCAAGAGGCUAUAGCUGUAGACGAGCCAAUCGCUGUAGUAACAGACCUCAAAGCGUUACCGCUGGAGACGGAUGCCGUACAGAAUGCGCCAGAAGCGGUGGUGCAAACAGCGGAUCAGGCUGUACAAACGGACGCUGAGAAACUUGAAGCGAACGUAGCCAAGACAGCCGAGAACACAGAGACUGAGACAAAUAUCGCGCCAGCAGAUGAUGUAAAGGAACCUGUAAAUGCAGUAGCUGUUGAGGUUGCAGCGGCCGAUGCGCCAGUGGACAUUGAAACAGCAGAAGUUACCAAAGCAAAUCGCUCGUUGAGAUCACGCAGCUUGACGAAAGCUAAACUAGAUCCACGCAAACGUCGUUUUCUCUUCAGAUCGGAUGCCAGUUAGAGAUUUCAAGCAAUUCGAGUAUGCCCAUUGAGCACACCCUGUACGCCAUACGGGGUGCGCAUGCGCGUUCGCACGCAACCCGCCCAUGAAAUUCCUACAGCCUAGGUUUCUAAUUUUUCACUACAAAUAUUACUUUGCUUUUGCAUUCGCAAGCGGACUACAAAGUUUGGGUCGGUCGGCGGCUUAAGAAUAAGUUUUGUAUUUGAAUUCUUAUUCUUCAGCAUGCAAAUGAAAAAUAUUCUCUUCUCCAACUUUUUUCUCCUAUUUAAGUUAAACUAAUUUAUGAUUUUAGGUCUACUUUUUCAUUUGAAAAAUUAUAAAAAUGAAAAAGAAAAUGCAAAAUUUUUGAAAAGUGCGUGAAAUUCACACAGUUUCGUUUGCCGAAGCCAUAUAAGAAAAAAAAAACUAAUUUAUUUUGUUGUUAUACGAAGUAGAAAACGAGGAGUGUGAUUUUUAUAUUUACUACUAAAUACAUAGUUUAUAUUGAAAAUUGUUUAAAAUGCUCCACAA
Rhagoletis zephyria (snowberry fruit fly) is the source of this 3922-nucleotide messenger RNA. Its product is annotated as fibrous sheath CABYR-binding protein. The record is from RefSeq and is a predicted model, not a curated record. Gene Ontology annotation, molecular function: chitin binding. Lineage: Eukaryota; Metazoa; Arthropoda; Insecta; Diptera; Tephritidae. Gene Ontology annotation, cellular component: extracellular region.